Molecule: messenger RNA, 2142 nt
Organism: Fraxinus pennsylvanica
Lineage: Eukaryota; Viridiplantae; Streptophyta; Magnoliopsida; Lamiales; Oleaceae
Source: the annotation of a GenBank genome assembly
AUGGCAGAAAAUGAGAAGGGAGAAGCCCCAAAUGCUCAAAUCACACUCGAAGAAGAAGCUCUCUUUCUGAAAAAUUUAGCAGAGAACAAGUACAGUUCAAAAAGACUGAAAUCCGCCAUCAAAUACGCUAAACGAGCAUACGAGCUGUACCCAACUCUCGAUGGCCUGUCCGAGAUGCUCACCGCCUUCCAAAUCAUCCAGACUGCAGCCAAAACCAAUUUCGAAACCGCCCCAGAAAGAGACUCUCUCUCUCCUCCCGAUUAUUACAAGAUUCUGCAGGUGGAGCGCUUUGCGCACAUCAAUACAAUCAAGAAACAGUACAAGAAACUGGCUUUGACACUGCAUCCAGAUAAGAACCCGUUUGCGGCAUCUGAAGAGGCGUUUAAAUUGGUUGCUGAGGCGGUUCGCGUUUUGUCAGAUAAAAUUAGGAGGAAGGAGUUUGAUAUGAGGCUUAGGAUUGCGAUGCAGUCAGAGGCAGGUGAAGGAGCUGAGGGAAUUGAAGAGAUGUUUUGGACGGCGUGCUCGAAUUGUAUGUUGUUGCACCAAUUUGAGAAGAAGUAUUUGGGGCAUAAUUUGAUGUGUCCUCGGUGUAAGAAAAGCUUUCAGGCUGUGGAGGUCCUGGAGAAUUGCGAAAAUGAAGAAAAGCUAGGUGUUGAGAAGAAUAUAGAGAAGAAUGGAGCCACGCAAACUAGAGUUAGUGUUAGGAUCAGGGAGAGGGUUAAGAAAGGUGGCAAACUAGGUGAUUUGGACAAAGGUGGUUUUGGGGGGAAGAAAAUUGCGGAGGUGUUGGAGAGAUCAGGGCGGAAAGUAAAGAAAAAUGUGGGUGGAAAUGGUGGGUUGGCCAUUAAUUUUAGGUCGAAGAGAGGGGAAAAGUUCAGAAAUAUUGGUGGAAGGGAUACUCGUGGGAAUGAUGGACUGACGUUGAAGAGUGUAGAGAAGGUGGGAAAUUUGAAGAAGAUUGGGGAGUCGAGUAAUAGUGAUGGUGGUUUGAUUAGGGAAUUACUGUCGACGAAAGUGGGGGGGAAGGUAAGAGAUAGGAAUGAGGAGAUGAGGAGCAUUGAGGUUGAGGUAGUAGAGAGUCAAAGGGCCAAGAGAGCAAAGGUUCGGGAAGAAGAAAUGAUGACUUUAGCUCAAAUGCAAAUGUUGGUAAAGAGGAAGGCGGAUGAGGAGAAGUUGAAGUUGGAUGAUGUUAAUGAAAGACCAGAUGUGGAUGAGGAGAAGUUGAAGGCGACAGAAAAGGAAGGCGAAAAGGAUAAGUUGAUUUUGAUGGAGAAGGAUGGACAAAAGGAAAAUGAAAUUGUGAAUUUGAGCAAGAAGAGGGUGAGACGCAGGAUUUCGAAGGAUAACUGUAUGAAUAUUGUGAAAAUAAGAGCUUUAGAGAGUACUGUAGAUUUGGAGAUUGAGGGGCUUAGAACAUCGACAAAGGAUGACUUGGAGAUAAUGCCCGUGGAAGAUUCAGAUUUCUACGAUUUUGACAAGGAUAGAAGAGGGAGGAGCUUUAAGAAAGGACAAGUGUGGGCGGUAUAUGACGACGACGAUGGAAUGCCAAGGCAUUAUGCACUGAUUGACGAAAUUGUUUCUGUGAAUCCAUUUGAGGUAACAAUAAGUUGGUUAGACUUUCAAAAUAAUGGUAAUGAGGUGUGGACUGGUUCAGUGAAAACGGGAUUCCAUGUUUCAUGUGGGAGGUUUAAGGUUUCUAGGAAGACUUCAGUUAAGUAUCUCAACAUGUUUUCUCAUGCUGUGGACUGUGAGAGAGCGGCCAGAGAACUGUAUAGGAUUUAUCCAAAGAAGGGCUCAGUUUGGGCGCUCUAUAAUGAAAAUACUUUAAAUGCUGAAGGAAUGAACCAAGGGGUUAUGGAUAAGCCAUGCUUCGAUGUUGUUGUAUGCUUAACUAGUUUCAGCGACGUGUAUGGCCUGAGUAUUGGUUACCUUGAGAAGGUUCAUGGGUUCAGGACAAUCUUCAAGAGAAGAGAAAUUGGGGCUACUGCUAUUAGAUUGCUAGAAAAAGAUGAUAUUAAGCUAUUUUCACAUCAGAUUCCUGCUCGGAAGCUUUCCGGAGAUGAGGCCUCAGGCCUUCCUAAGGAUUGUUGGGAACUGGAUCCAGCUUCACUUCAAUCUCAGUUGCUUAAUGGCUAUACUUAG